Messenger RNA from Rasamsonia emersonii CBS 393.64, 3447 nucleotides. Its product is annotated as F-box domain protein. Bases 1 to 3447 code for a protein of 1148 amino acids. NCBI's taxonomy places the organism in Eukaryota, Fungi, Ascomycota, Eurotiomycetes, Eurotiales, Trichocomaceae. The record is from RefSeq and is a predicted model, not a curated record. The transcript has 2 exons.
AUGUCGUUCGCUUCCCUGCGAAGCAAGAACAAGAAGAAGCAGACACCAAAGCAAGGCAAUGUGGUGAUAGUCAAGUCGUUGCUCGAUGUCCGUAUGCCCACCGCGGACGACUCGGUCCGACAGAAUCUGGAAGAAGAUAUCGAGUUGGGUCUUCGUCGAUUUUCGCGAUCGGAGACUGACCUCGACUAUUUUCCUUCAGUCAUGGACACGUCCGAAAUUCGUGCGGGUAGUGAUCAGAAGCGCGAGGCCAUAAUAGAUCGGACAGGCUCUCUGGGGGGAACCAGAGGGAAAUUCGUCCGUGGCCGGUCCUAUGCGUCUCACAAGCCGGCCGCAUCUGUAUCGCCCAUUUCUGAACAAGGCGAGGACGGUUUCAAGGUCUCUUCUCCGGACUCGAUUGUCUCUCCGUUGUCUCUGGAGUUGCCGAAAUUCGGCCCACCGUUUGCCAUUGAGAGUACCAUCUUCGAAAAUCUAGAGUCCAUCAGAGAAGACACGCCCGGCUUAGGCUCCAUGUCGUCGUCUCAGGAGGCCUUUGAUAGAGCUUCUUCCUGCUACAGUCAGGGUUCCCCGAGGUCGAGCAUCACCUCUGCGCCUUCUGUCGGAGCUGGGUGUCCCCGGUUAGUCUUGGAUGCUAACAGAAGCUUUUCCAUCAUCAACCCCGUCGCCGCCGGCGUCUUUGAUGACGACGACCCGGACCCGGACAGCAACGAAACGCAGCAGGCACCAGCCACGACCUCGAUUAAGCUCCCUAAAAUACGAUCCGAUCUGAAAAACAAGCCCUUGCCGCCGGAGCCUCCGUUAGAAGUGCCACCACCUCUACGCCAGUCAUCAUCGGCUGGUAACAGCCCCCAGUCCAUGAAGUCGCUGGAUGAGAGACGGGAAACCAUCUUGCGUCGUUCCCGAGUGCCGACGUUAUCUCAAGCCGCUGACGACCUGGAGAAUCAUCUUGCCAAAUUAGUCGAGUCCCGCACUAGCAGCGAGGAAUCCCCCGAAUCCCCUGUUCUCCUCAUUCAGGAUCCGAAAACCAGUGAUGAGGAGAUUGCACCCCUCGAUAUUUCUGCAGAACCCAGUGCGGAAGACAAGCAACCAGAGGGAAAGCCGGAUACAAAACGAUCCAGUACUCCACAUUCUUCUCGCAACGAGACCGGGUCCGAAUCCCAUCCUGAGAAGGAGAAGGAGAAGGAGGAGAAGAAAAUCAGCAUCGAGUCGGCGACCUCGACUGACGAAGCCAAAAGUCCUGAAAAGCGCAAGUUCCGAUUUGCCCUUCCGGGCCGUGGACUCACUCGCAAGGCUACGCAAGCGCCAGCCCCCAAACUUGGUCGCUCAUUGACUCAGACGGAAGCUGACCCCAAAGUCGCCGCCAAGAAUAUGCAACGCCAUAUUGAGACCCAGAUCUCACUGGCCCUGAAUCUCGACGAAGGGGAAGGGGAGUCCGACGCCGAGUGGUCCACUCUCCUUCCCCUCAAGGCUGUGAAGCAGCUUGGAAUCCCGCUAAUGUCGAGCAGCCAUAUCCCCAGACUAUCGUCCUCAGCAACGGAACGAAGCCUGCGAUUACAAUUACCUCGGCUGCAGACGAGUCAGUUCGAACGUCCCGUGUCUAGUCUUGAUGGCGAGAAAGCUGCUUCCGAGCCAGGUUCAGUUCGAGAGACCCUCUUCAUCGACUCGCCGAUCGAGGAAGGUGAUCAAGCUGGUUCGGAUGAAAACAAGAUCGUCGUUGGGAUCAGCAAAAUUGACUAUCUUUGCCCCGAUACCUCAACUCAGCAAGUCCAUCGGAUGCACCAAGGACACCAAGGGAAACCACGACCUCGCUUGAGUGAGCUGAACCUGAUGACGGAAGUCUAUGAACUCGACGCGGGUGUACCGUCACCUGCUCCCAAAGCUUCCAAGCCAUCCAAGAUUGUCAAUCUCCCGAUGCCUCCUAAUACCCCGGAUGAGGUGAUUUUGGCGCUUAUGCGUAACGUGGAUACCUUCGACGAGCUCUUCAACUUGGCGAUAGUGAACAAGCAGUUUUUCCGUGUCUUCAAAGCGAAUGAGCUCCCGCUGAUGAAGGAGGCCUUGUUCAAAAUGUCUCCUCCGGCGUGGGAGCUGCGCGAAAUGAGCCCCCCAUGGGGCGCAGAAAUGCACGGACUCCGGGAUCCCGACGCUCCGGUUCCGGAAUACACUCCCACUCUCUACCUACGCCAUCAUGCUCGAGAUAUCUUCACUCUCGUGAAGCUGAAGUCUCUGAUCUUGGUGCGCUGCGGCUCGUUUCUCCGGCCAGAGACCGUUCGCGGUCUCGCCGGGGUGGAUGAAGUUCGUGCGGGUGAAAUCGACGAGGCCUUCUGGCGCAUCUGGACAUUCUGCCGCAUUUUUGGGUCUGGGAAGAAUCGUGAAAACGAUAUCCAUGGCCAGAUGGAUUGGUUGAAUGGCGGGUAUCUGGCAGAGCAACAGAGGAAUGGGGCCACUGUAUUACUGGCGGAGCCUUUCUUCAGCAUGAACAAUGUUCUGUUCGAUCCACCAGCCGGAUUUGGACGAGGGAAUGGGUCAGGACUAUCACCCCAGCAGUUGUACGAUAUGACCGAGAUCUGGAACUGCUUUGGCGUCCUCCUUCAGGCGGUCCAUGCCAAGUGCGAUGAGGCGCGGAAAGCAGGCAUUUUCGACAACAUUGACAUUCCGGAGGGUGAUCUUGCGAAGGAAGAGGCAAUGCUCGAGGAGUGGACUUACUAUGUGCUCACGCUGGGACCCUCUGCGUUGGUCAGUCUCGCUUCCGUCUGUCCAACCGACUCGGCAGAAGCGACCUUCCGCAAGGCCAAGCAAAUGGGCUUGACGAAAUGGGAACCGCCUCUAUAUGGUGCCAGUCGUGCCUCCUUCCUUCGCGAAGCGGUCUCGCGGACCUACGAGGCCAGAUUUACGGCCCAGAAUUCUCCCCGGUCAGCACAGGCAGCGUCAAGGGGCCCGUCAUCCGCUAUGAAUAAUCGCGGGACACCUUCAAAUGUGGUUGCACGAAGUUCCGAAGAUAGUGCAAGGCCAGGGAACUCGCAGCAACCACGAUCCCAUCACAGCGGCCAAUCAUCCUCAGACAUGGAUGACCAGGUCAAGAAGAAUGCUGGUGUUUCGAGAUCGCCUGACAUCGGCACGACGUCUGCGCCAGCACCAGCUUCAUCCUCCACUUCUCCACAGUUUAUGGAUCCCGUUGACAAGGCGAUGAAAUUGAUGGUCGAUGAGCUGGGCUUCAGUGAGUACGACGCCAAAUGGGCGUUGAAGAUGACGGACACGGGCGACUCGAUCGACGCCGAUGCGGCAGUUCGCCUCCUCAUGCAAGAGCGCAAGAAACGCGGGAAGAACCAUAUAUUCUCGCGCCUGGGGCGGACUGCCUCUCGGAGCAGCAACAGCGACACAUACAGCCUGGUCGAUCCACUGCGAAGCGCACCACCGGCAUCGAAUGGUGGGCCAGGGUGGAGAUGGGCUUAA